AUGAUCUUAUUUCUUGUUCUUCUCACCAUAUCGGGCUCUUUGGUGUCUGCUCAAUUCGAACCCCCCGAUUUCUGCUUUAGCGCAUGCCGGCAAGUUUCUCGAGCCGUACAGUUUAAUACCACGAACCCGGAAACUGGCAAACCCUGGGUGAGCGAUGCAUGCCACAAUGAACUGCGACUCUCCUCCUUGUAUCUAUGUGCCAGGAUAUUUUGUACACAAGAGGAACGGGCUCGGGGGACGGCUGGUUUCAACCAAACUUGCCUGACUUUUUCGAAUACAACUCUCCCGCCGUAUUCUCUAAUCGAGGAUUACACGGAUGAUGAUAUUGGUCGAUUAUAUCAUGUACAGCCCGAAGAUGUUUUCGGGACUACUCCAACUAUCUUAAAUAAGAUUGUGGUUCCGUCAGAAAAGAUCUUUCAAUUGGCUUUCAAUACUCUGGAUGCUGCUCACUUCGAAAAAAAUAUUCACAUCCUAUAUGGCUAUGCCAUGUAUUAUUUCUGGAUUGUGGUCAUCUCCAUCGGCCUCUGUACGCGAUUCGCACGGCUGCUCAUCACCACCAUCGGGAAAAAAGAACAACACUGGCAACCCAUACCAGAAAAUAAUUUUUCUCCUGGAAGCGCACCGGCCAAGUGGAAAACAAACAUAUUCAGCGUUCCAUACACGUUGAUGAAGAGAUAUAUAACUGUUCCAGCAACCUUUGGCGUCACCCAUGCCCAGGCUAUCCGGUGGUGUACAAUACCAACACGAGUUCAAAGCCUUACAAUCGCAGUUUUUGUCGUUGUGAAUAUUGUCCUUUGCUCAAUCGACUACUAUGUAUUUCAGUAUAAUAUGUACUGGCCAGAUGUAUCCACUCAAGUCUGGCGAUAUCUUGCUGACAGAACCGGAAUAAUAUCUACGGCAAACCUUGCCUUGAUCUGGGCUUUUGGUAUCCGCAACAAUACUCUCCUCUGGCUGACGGGUUGGGAUUUUGCAACUUACAACAACUUCCAUCGCUGGGUCGCUCGAGUCGCGACUGUGGAAGCCGUGGUGCAUUCGGUUGCAUAUACUGUCCUUAUUCUCCAAGAAGGAUCGUUUGAAGCAGGAUGGAAAAGCUAUGUUGAAUACUACCAUACGAGGUGGUUCGUUGCUGGCAUCCUGGCUACCAUAGUCAUGGUUGCCAUUUGUUGCUUCUCAGUUUAUGGUUUACGAAGGAGUUUCUAUGAGGUCUUCCUGCUGUUGCACAUCGUACUAUCCAUUCUCCUCAUAGUCACAAUGUGGUAUCAUGUUGAGAUAUUCGAUGGAGAAUAUAAAGGCUACAUCUGGCCGUGCAUAUUUAUUUGGUUAUUUGACAGGUUUCUUCGAUUGGUCCGAGUCCUCCUAUUUAAUCCAAAAUUUUGGAACACAAAGGCAAUGGCCAUAUACGACUCGAAUUCCAACAUCAUCCGUCUUGUUGUUCCAUAUUCAACAUCUUUCGUCAAACCACGGCCAGGUACAUUUUAUUAUGUAACUUCAAUUAAUAGCCUGAAAAUAUGGGAAAGCCACCCAUUCACUCUUGGUUACUCGACUUCCGAUCAAGAGAAUUUUUGUGGAUCAAAUUCCUCUGCGCCUUCACUGGGAACGAUAUCACCUCCACAGCGCAGACUCUCACCGGACCCUCGAGCAGAUAGAUCCGGUUCCAGCCGUCACUCCUCUUCAGAGUCUCAAAGCCUCCUUGACCCAUCAGCAACUACACCACCUUCAUCAAUGGUAUUCAUAAUCCGCCCUUACGACGGAUUCACUGCACGCCUGCGAGACUCCGCCAUCCCGGGCCCGGCAAGUGUACGGAUGCUUAUCGAAGGCCCCUAUGGCGAGACUCAGCCAUUCAGCAUGUACGAAAACGUGUUAUUCAUCGUUGGUGGAACCGGCGUCACAGUUCCUCUUUCGUACAUGGAGCUAUUGUUAGGAGAAGAGGCGAGUACAACAUCCCUUCGAAUCGUUUGGGCUGUACGAGAACAUGAAUUCUUGAUAGAUGCCGUCGACAAGGACUUUAGGGGUACCUUGGACAACGAGAAAGUGUCUAUGACUGCGUAUGUGACACAGGCGGAUGAGGCGGACAAGGAUGAUCACCGGCCAUUACCAAAGGGAUUGCAGGUGUCCCUUGGCAGGCCGAAUAUACAUAAAGAAGUUGAAGAUGCCGCCCGAGAUUCUGGUCAUCGACCUUUGGCAGUUGUUGCUUGCGGACCAGGCCAGAUGGCGGAUGAUGCUAGACAGGCGGUUGUCAGUAUGCUAGGUAGAGGGUGGGGUCAGGUAGAAUAUUUUGAGGAGAGCUUCCAUUGGUGA
Molecule: messenger RNA, 2298 nt
Organism: Venustampulla echinocandica
Lineage: Eukaryota; Fungi; Ascomycota; Leotiomycetes; Helotiales; Pleuroascaceae
Exons: 7
Coding region: 1-2298 (765 amino acids)
Biological process (GO): iron ion transport; copper ion import; intracellular iron ion homeostasis
Cellular component (GO): plasma membrane
Molecular function (GO): ferric-chelate reductase activity
Source: RefSeq, a predicted model, not a curated record